This is a messenger RNA of Trichoderma citrinoviride, 819 nucleotides long. RefSeq lists its product as hypothetical. The record is from RefSeq and is a predicted model, not a curated record. The transcript has a single exon. Lineage: Eukaryota; Fungi; Ascomycota; Sordariomycetes; Hypocreales; Hypocreaceae. Bases 1 to 819 code for a protein of 272 amino acids.
AUGCAUUUUCGCCCGGUCGAGCAGUCAAUGGAUGACGAGUAUCUCGCUCGGGGCGGGGGCGGCAACUCUGGUCAGACAGCCGCGCCGGAGGAUGGCUCUGGUUCCGGCGGGGUGUAUUUUUCCCUCGAUGAUGUCUUCGAGCCUGAGCCUGAGGUAGGGCUGGGGUCUGGCGACGACGCUGCUGCGGUCGUUCCGUCUUUGGACGGGCCUGAAAACCCUCUUCACCCAUCCGAUAUGCGGCGGCUAGAGACGGAGCACACCACUGCAGGAUAUCGGGAAGGUAUCUCAGCGGCAAAAGAGCGGACCAUCCAGGCUGGCUUCGACGAAGGCUUCAGCCUCGGCGCCGCGAUAGGGCUGGCGGCAGGGCAGCUGCUCGGCAUAUUGGAAGGUAUCCAGGACGCUCUCAAAAACACGCCCCCAGGCCCGGUUGGUGACGAGAACGAGGGAGCCAAGUCGGCAUCCCAGCUGUUGGCAGAGGCACGAGAAGACCUGAGCGUGCCCAAGAUCUUCAGCCCCGACUACUGGGCCCCUGACGGCAACUGGAGCUUCGACGUCAAGCCUGAAGCCAAUGAAGAUGACGAGGUGCUGUUUGCUGAUGUGGCAAAGGCGCAUCCCCUGAUCAGAAAGUGGACCGACAUCGUUGACGAGCGAGUCAAAUUGUGGAAGAUUGACCGGUCUGUGCUUGAUGGCGAGGAUGGCGAGGAUGGAGAUGGUCGAGUGGAAGCUGCAGCAGCGGACGACGCAACCACUAGUACCGCUGGCACCGCUGGCGCGAUCACACUUCCGCCGCCUACAUCAAGACAGCGUCUGGACUGGUGA